AAAAAAUAAAAUGAGGAAAAAUUUGAACAUGAAAUUAUAUUUUUUGAUGACUUAAAAUUUGAUUACGACCUCUAGUCUUUUGUGUCCGUUGCCUUUCUCUCUGAUUAUGAAGGCGUUGGGAACGCUCAGAGUUCGACGGCCUAGUGCGAAUAUUUUGUUCUAUAAGCCGCUGCACACGCUCCGUACUCGAUUCUCAAGCGUGUACUUGGCAGAUUUUGAAAUUUUGCUCGCAGCUCAUUCGUUACUCGACUCUCUUGCACGCAAUUGCGAUGCGAAGAGAAUGACAUGCAACACGGUUUUCAGUUUCAGAUUAAGAUGCUCCGGUAUCACAGAUCACAGAGUCUUUUUGAUACCCUCACCUGGGAACUAUUUCCAGAAAGUUGAGAUUCCAGCAAUAAAUAUAGCCUAUGUUACUCGGGGUGAAUCCUCAAUAUUUGUAGCGCCACUUAAUGCUCAGCGCUCGAAAUGCCGGAAAUACAAUUGCGUCAACGUCCUGGCGACUACCUAUGCGGCUUGGCGAAAUGGCAUCCCGCUUGGAUGCAACGCUAUGCCACAACAAAAUCAUUUAUGAUAGUUUAUGGACUGUUGGGCACCAUACAAGCCAUGUCCUAUAUGUACUUCGUCGUUACACUAACAACAAUAGAAAAGCGUUUUAAGAUUCCCAGUCAAACAACAGGUAUCAUCUUGAGCGGCAAUGAAAUAUCACAGAUCCUGCUCUCACUUAUUCUCAGCUAUAUUGGCGGUCAACGUAAUCGCCCACGUUGGAUUGCCUGGGGCAUUGUAUUUUGCGGUCUAUCCUGCUAUAUACUAGCGCUGCCACAUUUCAUUUAUGGCGCCGGCGAUGGCGCGCUACAUCUCACCGUGGAAUAUUUGCAAGAUCAGUCGUUAAAUAUGACAAGUUCAUUCUCAUUGGUUAACGCGUCUAUACAAAGUUCACAAGAAUUGUGCGGUCUAACGAAAUCAUCACAAGAAUGCGAGUCAUUACUCUCUAUUGUGCCGUUGGUCUUGAUUUUCCUCUCACAAUUCGUGCUCGGCAUUGGCAAUACGCUCUACUAUUCGCUGGGUCAAACGUAUCUGGAUGAUAAUACGAAGGAGCGAAAUACACCACUCAUGUUGGCCGUGGCCAUGGCGCUCCGAAUGAUCGGACCAAUCGUGGGCUUCUUUUUGGGUUACAUUUCAUUAAACAUGUAUAUUGAUCCUUUCAAAAAGCCGUUAAUCGACAAUAAAGAUCCACGUUGGUUGGGUGCCUGGUGGUUCGGCUGGAUGAUAUUGGGUACUUUGAUGGUGCUCUUCUCUGGCCUUAUAGGGCUCUUUCCCAAACAGUUACCAAAAAUGAAGCCGGAACACUAUAACUCACACUUGCCGCGCAUGAUGCGUUUGGAGCAGCUAAAGAAGGAAGACGGCAUCUCUUUGGGCAGCACACUAUCACUCACCGCUGCAUUGGAUGCCAAUGCGGCAGCAGCGGUUGACGCCGACUUUCCACGACUUAAAGAUUUUCCGAAGGCCCUGAUGCGUUUGUUGCGCAACAAAUUGCUGAUAUACAACAUAAUAUCGGGUGUAUUCUAUAUUCUGGGUGCUGCUGGCUACAUGACGUUCUUGUCCAAAUAUAUGGAGGUGCAAUUCCAUAAGACUGCACAGACUGCCACCGUUAUAGUGGGUCCAAUAUCAAUAAUUGGUAUGGUGAUUGGACUCAUUGGUUCCGGCAUUGUUAUAUCGAAGAAGCAUCCAUCGCCGAGCAAGGUGCUGAUGUGGAACAUUAUUGUGGGUUGUGUUUACAUUUUGGGACAAAUGUCGUAUUUAUUUAUGUAUUGCGGCGACUCGAUUUCUGUGCAAAAUGGUGGAAAUUAUAACUUCACCACUCAAUGCAACAGAAAUUGUAGCUGCGAUAAUGUGGCGUACUCGCCAGUCUGUCAUGAAGCUAGCGACACAACAUUCUUUUCUGCGUGUCAUGCGGGCUGUAAAGCAUGGAAUCCCAAGGAGAAGACAUUUUCAAAUUGCACCUGCAUUGAUGUUUUCGGCAACGAUUUCGACAGGAGUACUGCCGCCUACACGCCUACAACUCCCACCUUUCUCGGUGACUUCAACACACAACAACCACAACCAUUUAACCCACCGGAGAAAAUCAUCAGUGGCAUAUCAACAACAGGAACACCAGUUCCAGUCCCCACUACAGUACUAAAUAAUGAGGAACUCAUUAUACCAACAACAACAGCAAGCGCAUGGAUAACAACACAGAAACCCAAAACAACGUCAGAAGAACUUCUCGCACGCGCCAGCCGUUCUGUAAGCACACUCUCUGAGAUACUCACACCGGGCGUAUGCUUGAAGGGCUGUUCUGUGGCCUUUUACAGUUUCACCAUUGCAUCGAUGAUUGUCAAUUGGUUCGGCUCUUCGGGACGUAUCGGUAAUCUGUUGGUGAACUUUCGCGCUGUUGCCACUAAGGAUAAAUCCUUCGCGCAGGGUCUUUCACUGAUGAUGAUUAGCUUGUUUGCGCUCAUACCGGGUCCAAUCAUAUUUGGACGUAUGAUAGACUCAACAUGUCUGGUUUGGACGGAGACUUGUCAUGGCAGAGGCAAUUGUCAGUUGUACGAUCAGACGAAAUUCCGUUACUAUGUAAAUAUAUUGGCGUUGUCGCUUACCUCGAUCGGUGUUGUCUUCGACAUUUUAGUUUGGUAUCAUGGCAGACAUCUUGAUUUGUAUGGUGAGAAGGAGGCGCAAAGACUCGAAGAAAUGCGUCGGAAAGACAAACCGAUCACACCGCUUUUAGCGCAUAGAUCAUAGUACAUAUUUGGUUUAAUGUAUGAAUAAUAUUGUUUUUGGUGAGUGUUUUGACGCAAAACCAUUAUGCCUUACAUAAGUAAUAUAUAUUUGAAGCAUAUCUCAUUGAAGAUGUGUAAGAGUUAGCCUAAUCUAAUGUGGAUUUUACUUUGUAUACGUUUUAUUUAAGAUAAUUUUUUUUUUUUUUGUAAAUAAUGAACAUAAAUAUAUAUAAAAAAAUUAAAUAUAUUUAUAAAUAAGAAAA
This is a messenger RNA of Zeugodacus cucurbitae (melon fly), 3022 nucleotides long. RefSeq names its product solute carrier organic anion transporter family member 74D (gene Oatp33Ea). The record is from RefSeq and is a predicted model, not a curated record. Gene Ontology annotation, biological process: transmembrane transport; sodium-independent organic anion transport. The transcript has 9 exons. Bases 466 to 2781 code for a protein of 771 amino acids. Lineage: Eukaryota; Metazoa; Arthropoda; Insecta; Diptera; Tephritidae. Gene Ontology annotation, molecular function: protein binding. Gene Ontology annotation, cellular component: membrane.